AUGGCUCCUCGUUCAAGAGGCGCAAAGCGCAUCGCUGAUGCUCUAGGGUUUUCGACCCCGAAGAACCACGUCUGCCUCUCAUGUCGACAGAGUCUGGCUUUGACCCGGCCUCAGCGAGGCUACGCAUCCGCCGCCACUGCAAAAGCUACUGUCGAAGCCCCUCCCAUCACCCAGCUAUCCCCCGACGGCCCCGAAGCCUCUCCUGUUCCUCAACCCAUUUUCACCAUCAAAGCAGGCGUGGUCCUCUCACGACCACCGCUGAUCACGCCAGACCCACACCCCUUCGAGACCGCCUACUACCUGUAUCAACGACGGCUGAACGAGCGACUAGUGUUGCCGUUCACUCAGUAUUUCUACUAUAAGCGCGGAACGCCGGCGUUUGAACAAUGGCGGACGAAGCGGCAGGCCCGAGGAGGCGCAGCGACCCGAGACAUCGGCAAAUAUAACGCCUACACGGACGAAGCUUGGAACGACGAGGUCUUGGAGGGCGACGAGACGGGCGCGCCGAGCAAGAUCGUCGAGCAAUUGAUCGCGGACGAGGGACGAGCGGAGGAAUUCACCGGCACGGGUGAUCCGAAGUUUGCAGGUCUGAAACGCAGAACCGAGGCGGACGAGAAGAAUGACCAGCGGAGUCUCGAACGCAGCCUCAGCCGCACGUUGUACUUGCUCGUCAAGAACAAGAAGGUUGCCGGGCAGAGCCAGGACGAGAGCGACUUCUGGAAGUUCCCCAGCGGCACUAUCAUCGGGCAUGAAGGAUUGAAGCAGGCCGCACAACGCAUCCUGUUCAGCUCGCUCGGCGAGAACAUGAAUACCUUCUUCGUCGGCAACCACCCUGUCGGCCACUACGUUGCACGCUUCGCAUCCCCGAGACCCGGGCCUCCCCCACAGAUGACCACAGAGACGUCCAAAGCGUCAGACUCGGCCCUGCUCAAACAGGAAGUCGCCCAGCAACCGGACCAACAUCCCUCGCUGGUCAAUGGCGAAAAGACGUUCUUCAUGAAAGCCCGUAUCAUGGCCGGCCAGCCGUCUUUGGCUGCGUCGCAGGACCAAGAUAUCGAAGAUUUCCGAUGGUUGAGCAAGGAUGAGAUCGAAAAGGCCGUGCAUCCGGAUUAUUGGGUCAAAGUGAAGAAUAUGCUAGCGACGCAGUAG
This is a messenger RNA of Capronia coronata CBS 617.96, 1149 nucleotides long. RefSeq lists its product as uncharacterized. The transcript is spliced from 3 exons. Gene Ontology annotation, cellular component: mitochondrial large ribosomal subunit. The record is from RefSeq and is a predicted model, not a curated record. NCBI's taxonomy places the organism in Eukaryota, Fungi, Ascomycota, Eurotiomycetes, Chaetothyriales, Herpotrichiellaceae. Bases 1 to 1149 code for a protein of 382 amino acids. Gene Ontology annotation, molecular function: structural constituent of ribosome.